AUGUUCCUGCAUUUCCUUGCCCUGGCAUUAGCUUAUGGCGUCUCCGGAAAAGGUGAUUUUAUUUUACAGCCUUAAUUGCCGAAAUAUAGUUGUUCCUAAUUUGUAUUUCCGUACAAGGUCAAGAUGGUACAUUUUUCAUCCAAAACGCUGAACAUUGCCUUUUCAUUUACAGACGACAUUAGCAUCUUGGAAUUCAAACAGAACAGAGACUAUGUUUUUACAAAAAAACUCUAUGGAGACGUUGAGGUAAUCGUUUCCUGCUGGGAGAUGCGAUGACUUCCCAUUGUGCUUGAGGUAACAGAUAUCUUUCCUCCAUUUAGUACAUAACCGUGGACGGCGUGCGGAUUUACAAGGCAGCAGAUGGGUCGCACUGCGUCGCGCCGAAUGACUGCUGGGAAAUUAUAUAUCGUAAGAUAUGCAGUUCGCGCUUCAUUUCUUAAUGCUCUCAAAUACCCAAAUAAAAAUUCUCUGCACAUUUAAUGCACAACUACUUCAUAGGUGUACAACACAUCUUUUAACAGAAGGACGAAUGGAUAUAGCCUUCUACCAGUAGUGAAAUUCUAUAUGUCUUUUAGUCCACGUUUGCAUGUGCAAAUGUGUACCUAAUAGUAUUAACGACAAGGUUGACUGUGGUAGCCAUUUCUAACCUAUCAGCCGGCAUAGAGGGACAAGUGGGUUCCGUAGCGCGAUCAAUGCGUUUCCCUCUACCAGUGUAUAUUCUCAAUCGCAACCGACAGGUAAUAGAGCCCGCGGCCCAGCAGCCAGGGGUGGCGGGAUCGAACCAUAGGUGACGACUGAUAACAAGCCGGGAACGAUCAUUAUAGUUCCCUUUUUCUUUGUUGGUAAUAUCAUGCUGCCCAUAUACAUAUAUGUGAAUGUUUGACCGGUGGGACUAUUUUCAUUCUCAUAUAUUUUCCUCUCUCGCACAAUUACAUCGCAGAUAUUUUAAAGGAAAUCAGAUUACGCGUGUGUUAACAAACACUAUUCUAAUUAUAGGCGCCAUAAUCUGACUUGCUGGCCUACCGAGGAGUCAUAUUUAUGGCCUAUAUUAUGAGCGUAAGCGUAAGGCUCCAAUAAACAGAUUAAAUUAACAAAGACUUUUAUGUGUUUUGUCAUCAUCUCUGUCUUAACCUUGUAAGUGAAUCUUCCCGCCUCUAGCCAAUGAGUACGUCAUUGCUAAUGGUUUCCUGAAGGGGACGCAUGCAACAUUCACGUUACAUCCUGGGUAUCCUACUGGCAGAUGCCCAGUUACAGUAAAAUACAUAAGAGCUGACACACCGAACCGUGAGUAAAAGUAAUCAUUCAGUCAAUUUACAUAAAAAUUUUGUCACGCAUAUGUUUAUAUGCAUUAAAAUCACAUAUAUUGAAAAAUGCAGCUUUAUCUGCCUUAUGAGUCAUAACCCGUAUUGUAAGUUGAUUUGCUGGAAUGUCUUUUAACUCAAGACAUUAAAUGAAUUAACCCCUUGUUAGUUAAGCAGCUUUAAAAUUGUUUUUUUUAAAUAACGCAUCGCCUGAUUUCUCCUCUAGAUCCAUCCACGAUUUCUGGAACAAGAUAUGUUUUUGCGAAAGAAAUCCUCACAAAUGAAAAGCUGCUGUUCAGUGGAAAGGUUUCGGUAAUCAUCGGAAAUCAAUUUCAUUGUCCCAACUACAUGACAAAAAUAGUGCUUCAAGGGCCUUUCAUAAGAACCGUUAGAAUUGCAGGAAAAAGCACGUCAUUACAAAAUUGUAUUACCCUGAAGAACUUACUUAGUCAACGCAUUAUAAUGCGUCACAUUAUAUUAUUUAUAAAUAAAAUGAAGGCAUCAUCAGUUACUAUCGUAGUUUGAUUAUCAUGACCAUAAAAUUGAGUCGCACCUGGGCCUUCAUGCCAAGCAGAUGCAGUUUGUUUGGAUUUGUCAAUGUGAUUUUAGUUAUAGCCAAAGUGAUUCCGACAUUUAGUCUAUUUUAAUGUCUCUGUUUAUGAGCUCUCAAUUAAACAGAAUACGCCAUUUCAUGUUCAUAACCGUUCAGAGUAUAUCUUAUGACGGGUCCAUUACAGCGACAGGAAGAGCUCCCAACUAUAUAUCUCUGGCUGGCUGGACCGGUAAGUGCAUAA
This is a messenger RNA of Spirometra erinaceieuropaei, 2095 nucleotides long. The record is from the annotation of a GenBank genome assembly. Lineage: Eukaryota; Metazoa; Platyhelminthes; Cestoda; Diphyllobothriidea; Diphyllobothriidae.